GCAUGAAAGUGACCGUGUGCUUCGGGAAGACCCGAGUGGUCGUCCCGUGCGGGGAUGGGAAUAUGAAAGUGCACAGCCUCAUCGAGAAGGCGGCCAUGAGGUACAAGAAGGCGAUAGCGAAGGACGUCAGCUACUGGGUGCAGGUCCACAGGUUGGAACAUGGAGAUGGGGGCAUUUUGGACCUGGAUGAUAUGUUGUGUGAUGUAGUGGACGACAAAGACAGGCUCGUUGCUGUGUAUGAAGAACAGGAUCCUCAUAAUGGAGGUGAUGGUACCAGCGCCAGCUCUACUGGAACACAGAGUCCAGAGCCCUACAGUGACAUCAGUUCGGUAUCUGCCUUCCAGCCCUACCAGACCAACAGUGAGAUCGAGGUCACUCAGUCUGCCCUGCGAUCCAACAUGCCUCUCCACGUCCGUCCCAGCAGCGAUCCCUCCCUGACCGCUGAGGUCCCAGUCGGUCCAGACGAACCGUCCAGAAAGAACCCAAGUCGCUGGUCCACAACUGCUGGCUUCCAAAAGCACAACCACAGACCAAACACAAGCACUGGCACUGGCACUAGCACUGGCACUGGCAGUCUGGAACGAAAGGGCAGAGGAGCUCAUGCCUAUCGUAGUCUUCCACGGGAUGCGAGUGGCUGGUCCACUCAGUUCCAGAGAGAGAUGACUAGAUCCUCCCUGAGCGCCAACCAUCCAAUGGUCGACCAGUGGCUAGACAGACAGGACCAGGAGGAGGAGGAGGAAGAGGAGCAAAGGCAACAGGAAAGGAGGAUUGAGCGCAUAGAGCCAGUAGGGAGGGCUGACUCGUCAUUGGAGAGGUCACAUGGGAUAAGUCUAGAAGGCAUGCUCAAGCCGGUCGAGGUGUCCAAUGAGGGAGGGCCCCUGGGGAUCCACGUCGUGCCUUUCAGUACGCAGGAUGUCAGGACUCAGGGUUUGCUGGUGAAACGCCUGGAGCACGGAGGAAAAGCUGAGCAGGAACAUCUCUUCCAGGAGAACGACUGCAUCGUCAAGAUAAAUCAGGGAGACAUUCGCAACCUUCGCUUUGAACAUGCACAGAGCAUCUUCAAGCAGGCGAUGCGCUCCCCGCUCAUCCUCUUCCAUGUGGUUCCGGCAGUGUUGAAGAGGCAGUAUGAGCUGCUGUCAGCACAGAGCGCACUCAGUCAAUCCAGCAGAGUCUACUUUAGCCAAGUUUCUCAGAGGCCGGGCGAAAGGUCCAGUCUCGUCGGAGGGCCAGCGUCCAGACCAGGGCCACCACCUGGCAUUAACCACAACCACGCGGGCCCCCUGGCAGGAAGCACCCCUGAGCCAGGCCGACGGUACAGCGUCUCCAGGACCUUUUCAGCCCCCUCCCCCUCCCUGCAGCGCAGAAUAAGCACAAACACCGCCAACAGCUCAUACCUGAAGAACAAAGGCCACAGAUUCAACAUCCAGCUGAAGAAAGGUCCAGAGGGUCUGGGCUUCAGCAUCACAUCCAGAGACGUCCCCAUCGGCGGCACGGCUCCCAUUUACGUCAAAAACAUCCUUCCUCGCGGCGCUGCCAUCCAAGAUGGCCGACUGAAAGCUGGAGAUCGGCUGCUGGAGGUUAGCGGAGUGGAUCUUCAUGGUAAGACUCAGGAAGAGGUGGUGGCCCUGCUGCGAGCCACACCCAUGGGCGGGGCUGUGAACCUGCUGGUGACACGUCAGGAGGACUCCCAGCUGCCCAGAGAAGUGCAGCCAGAGGAAGACGACAUGGUGUUAACCCCUGACGGUUCGAGAGAGUUCAUGACCUUUGAGAUCCCACUGAGCGAUUCAGGCUCCGCAGGCCUCGGUGUCAGCGUCAAAGGCAAUCGCUCCAAGGAGAACCACGCCGACUUAGGCAUCUUUGUGAAGUCCAUCAUAAACGGAGGGGCUGCUAGCAAGGAUGGGCGUUUACAUGUCAAUGACCAGCUCAUUGCAGUCAACGCCGAGUCUUUGCUCGGGAAGACCAACCAGGAGGCCAUGGAGACGCUGCGGACAUCCAUGUCUGUCGAGGGCAACAAGCGAGGGAUGAUCCAGCUCAUCGUGGCUCGGCGGGUGGCCACAAACAAUGAGGAAGCCCCCGGCAGCCCUCCAGUUCUAGAACAAUCUAUGAACUCGCUACAGGACAACCACGAGCGCCGAAUCUCCCACUCACAGUACGAAACCAUCGAGGACUUUGACAACAUCUCAACAUCACGCACUAAUGUGAUGGGACGUAUUGGUAACUACCAGCUCUCUCCCACUGUGAACAUGCCACAGGACGACAUAGUGAUGAUCGAAGACGAUAGGCCGCCCCUACUGCCGGCCCUGCUCUCCGACCAAUCGUCCUCCAGCUCCCACGAUGAUAUGGGCUUUGUGGGAGAGAACCCGGUGUCCUGGAUCCACGAGCUGCCCAGUCAGAAUGAAUGCUCGCUCAGUCUGGACGCAGACGCUGACACUUCGUUCCAGAGGGAGGGCUUUGGCCGGCAGAGUAUGUCCGAAAAACGCAAACAGUAUGAAAAUGCGAAUGAGCUGGAGAUCAUGAAGACCCGCAAGUCGAAGAGCAUGGAUCUAGGCACUGCGGAACAAGAGGUCGGACCCGCGCUUGGCCUGAAAAAGUCCAGCUCCCUCGAAAGUCUCCAGACGGCUGUUGCUGAGUUGUCAAUGAAGAGCGAUAUCAACGUCAAUAGGCCGCGCUCUCGGAUCAUCAGGAGCCGCGGCUGCAACGAGAGCUUUCGAGCUGCAAUUGACAAAUCCUAUGAAAAUCCUGGUGUCCCGAGCACAGAAGAAGAGAACAGCAUGGAGACACUGGACGAGGACACAGAGGGAAGUUCCCGAUCUGGUCGCGAGUCGAUGUCCACCAGCGCCGACCUCAUCGUGGGUUCCGGGUUGAACGGCAGCCAAUCCAAAGAGGACAGACUGAAAGUUUGGGACACGGCUGAUGGGAAGGAGAAGAAGAAACCAGAGAGGGAUAAAGAGGAGAAAGACAAGGACAAGAUUAAAGCGAAGAAAGGGAUGCUGAAGGGCCUGGGUGAGAUGUUCAGGUUUGGAAAGCACCGGAAGGAUGAGCAACCAGGAGACAGGAUGGAGAGGAAGAGCUCCAGUAAAUCUAAAGCGGAGGACGUGCAGGCGUCGGAGGCUGAGACCCUGCGGAUGAGACUGGAACAGGAGAGAAUACAGGCAAAGACGCGAGAGUUCCGGGAGAAGCAGGCCAAAGAGAGGGAAUACGCCGAGAUCCAAGAUGUCGUCAGUCGCACCUUUAGCUCAGAUGAGGAUCCGACCUACGCUGGCAUCGGAUCAUUAGACUCGUCGGUAGACAGCAGCAGCAUGGACCCUUACAGUCACCCCUACCAUCUCCCUCAAAGUCCCCAGGGCCCGCAACUUCCCUUGAGCCCUCAGAACAACGGCCCACCCAUGGAAGCUGUCUAUGCCACAGUCAACAAACAUCGCAAUGGACGCCCUGCAGCUCCAGACAGCGGUCAGAUGGCUCCCAGUAACCAUGACCGGAUACAAAGGCUGAGGCACGAGUUCCAGCAGGCCAUACAUGAGGACCCCGAGGACCAUCAGCACACCUAUAGUAUCGACCCAUCUUUGGUGAGCAAUGGGACAGAGAUGCAGAGCGGACGCCAUUCUGUGACAGUGGAGACUCAGAAAGAGCAGCAAGAGGACAGAGACGGUUUCCAACAGGCGCAGAGACAGUACAGCUCCCUGCCGCGGCCGCCUCGUAAGACCCCCAGCACAGCGUCCCAGGACAUAUGGGACACGGUGUACCUGCCAGCUGAGAAAUCACCCACGUCCAACCCUCGCAACUCCGUUGGGCAGGGAUCCCAUAACGGCUACCUGGGAACGUCCAGCUUCAACGCCCGCGUCCUCCUGGAGACUCAGGAGCUGCUGAGGCAGGAGCAGCGACGCAGGGACCAGGAGGCCAGCAAGGCCAGGCCGCCUCCCACACAAGAACCGCUCGGCGGCAGCACCUAUGACCACAUCAGGGACCACGCUCAGACCCCUGGCUCUGCCCCGGUGCAGCCCCCACCUCAAUCCAAGGGGCCCUACAGACAGGACGUGCCCCCGUCGCCUUCUCAGAUCGCCAAACUCAGCCGGCUUCAUGGUUCGGAGAAAGGAAGGCAGUUCUACUCCUGAGCCAGUAACAGUACUUCAAGAUUAGGACUGAUUCUAGAACGCAUCAACAGGGAAAAACGCAAAGAGGGCAAUACAUGAUUUUUUUAUAUAUAUAUAAUGCUGAGACUUCCAUGGGAUUGUUGAUAAAUAAUGUUGAUAUUUAAAAAAAGAUGUUUUUUAUUCUAAGAAUCCUUUUUAGCUGUAUCCAAGGAGUUGAGAUGUUUUAUCCUCUACAAAGAUCAUAUAUGUGUAUAAGUGCCUUUUAACCCAUUGAUUGUUGAUUGUUCACCUUUUGUAGCCACAGACCACAUGUCUGGGCUCAUGAUCUGCAGCUCUGACUCAUCCAUCACACUCUCAAUAGAACAGCUGAGGGCAACUGGUUACAGAACCACAUCAUGACUCUGAACACAUGACGCAGUGGAAACCCUGCUGGUGUGAGUCAGGCUUCUUUCUGCUGUUCACUGGGACUCUGUCAGCCACCACUGUCCAUGUGGAGGGGGGUGUAGGUGCUGGCAGGAGUUGGGAGUGACACAGUGUGGAGGUUAGCACAGCUCGUGUGAACCGCCGACUCAGAGCUUGGGCUUCGGCCACGACCACUCAACCCCCCCCCCCCUCUGUUCGGAGAAA
Molecule: messenger RNA, 4718 nt
Organism: Limanda limanda (common dab)
Lineage: Eukaryota; Metazoa; Chordata; Actinopteri; Pleuronectiformes; Pleuronectidae
Product: partitioning defective 3 homolog
Exons: 24
Coding region: 3-4112 (1369 amino acids)
Biological process (GO): establishment or maintenance of epithelial cell apical/basal polarity; microtubule cytoskeleton organization; intracellular protein localization
Cellular component (GO): adherens junction; apical junction complex; cell cortex
Molecular function (GO): protein binding; phosphatidylinositol binding
Source: RefSeq, a predicted model, not a curated record